UGUAUUAAUCUGUAAAUAUAUAUAAAUUUUUAGAUAAACUUAUGUUUUAUGUGUGAAUAUGAACAAAAUAAUACAAAAAUUAGAUAAAAUCUAAGCAGUAAUGUUGAAAACAUGGUGUAAAUUAACUAAUACGUUUAAGAUAAAAAAGAAUUUAUGGGUUCAACCACUAACAAAAUGCUCUACAGUGACGAAAAGGAAUAUCAAAAAUAAUCUUGUGCAGUUUUCAAAAUACAAAGCUAAAAUUUUACAACUAGUUAAUACAAGUAAAUUGGACGAUUUAACACAAUUCAUAUCGGCAUCACAUGCUGAAACAUUAAUAUCGAAGCGUACCAGCAACGGACUUUAUAAAUCAUUAAAUGAUGUUUUAUUAAAGACUAAAAUAGAUGUCGAUAGUUGGAAUAAUUUUUGUACUUCAUUCAUUAAUCAUUACAAGAAGCAGCAAUGGAAGAACUUGAUAAAAUCUGACAUAAACACAACAGCAAUGCCAGCAACGCUAUUGGGUAUAUAUGUAGGACCCACUGCAAUAACUUGGUCAUUAGUAGAUCGUAAUUUUAACGUGUUAGCUUGGGAUUCCAUAAUUUGGUGGAAUAAGUUUCCGAAAUAUGAUGUAAUCAAAUUGGUACGACUUUUUGUUGAACAAUUACCACUAUGUAGUUCUUAUGUGAUGGAAGAACUUAUAAUUAAUAGAUCACGUGGUACUUCAUACAUGAUGCAACAUCAGAUAAUCAGUUCUAUUGUAAGCUGUAUUAAAUUAAUACAGUAUCGAAGAACAAAUAAUUCGGAUUCAUUAGCAAAUAUUCUGUACAUAUUAAAACCUUUGACGACAGCGCGUUUUUUUAACCUUAUGGUUGCAUCUGAAGUAAUUGCUGUAGAUUACUUUAUUAAGAAAAUACUAGAUGAUACCAAGACAGAUAAUGAAUUGUUACGGGAUAUACACAUAGCCUAUGAAUUAAAAGAAAAAUAUAUGGGAAAAGUCCCAGGUGAAAGAGAACAGAUGGGCAAGUCUCUAUUGACAACUUUAGCUUGUUUACAUAUUAUUAGAAAUUGUAUGUCUUGAUGUAUAAUCUAAUUUUAUUAAUAAAAUUUGUUAUUGUUUAUUAAUUAAAAAUUUAAUUUAUACGAAAAAUGUGAAUAUCGCAAAAAUUUUAAUAAGAAAACCACUAGGUACGAGAAUAAUAAAAAAGAGAAUGAAAAAGAAAGGAAAGAUGUUACUAUGUUACACGUGGAAGAAAUUAAGAAAUGAAAUAUAGCGGCUUACCUAAACAAAACCAAAUUAUAAAUGUAAAAAUCAUGUUUUUAUUAGCAGAAAGCAUUUUGUUACUUAUGUUCGACAAAAAAAUCAGAUGUAGAUUAAUUUCGUGUUAGUACACUAUCUUAUAAUAUUAUUUUAUUGUAUAAAUAGAUAUAAAUAAAUUAAAUUCAAUAUAAA
Molecule: messenger RNA, 1429 nt
Organism: Bombus impatiens (common eastern bumble bee)
Lineage: Eukaryota; Metazoa; Arthropoda; Insecta; Hymenoptera; Apidae
Exons: 6
Coding region: 101-1057 (318 amino acids)
Biological process (GO): transcription elongation by mitochondrial RNA polymerase; mitochondrial transcription
Cellular component (GO): mitochondrial nucleoid
Molecular function (GO): DNA polymerase processivity factor activity
Source: RefSeq, a predicted model, not a curated record